CCUCAGUCCUCCCACGUGACUCUUGCGCUACUCAUUCACACUCCCACAGUCCCACUCGGCCACUCCCACCCCCCACCCCUUCAAGGCCUGCCGUCCCCGAAGCUAGAGAGAGAGGGAGAUCUCACAGGCAGCGGGCAGGGCAAAUGGCCGGCGCGGCGGACGAGUACUACUACGGCGGCGGGGGCGGCCCGCGCGGGGCGCCGCACGGUCUGCUGCUGGCGGUGGUGGUUGGGCUGGUGGUGGCGGGCCCGCUGUUCCUGGGCGACGGCGGCGAGGCGCUGACGGAUGCCGUGGCGGAGCUGCUGAGCCCGGUGGGCCUGCUCCUCCUCCCCGUGUGCCUGCUCUUCCUCAUCCGCGUCCUCUCCUCCGACCGCGGCGCCGCGGCGCUGGCCGACGUCUUCGCCUUCGGCGGGUCCCCCGACGCCGUCCACCGCGUGGGCGGCUCCCCCGUCGGCGUCGCGCUCAUGCUCCUCCUCAUCCUCGCGCUGCUCUACUACCGCUCCUCGCUCCUCGGCGGCGACGGCGGCGACGACGAGUAGGGUAGGGUAGGUCCCUAGGAGCCGGCUGCGGGCGCGAUCUCCGGGCUCCGGUUGUGGCUGGCUGAAGCGUGGGGUUGGAGUUGUUUUGUAAUGUGAGGUUUGGUAGGGGCGUGGGUGUAAAAGUGCGCGAGGAAAUCGGAGUAAAUUAUGGUGUUUUGUUUCGUCGGUUCGUGAUGAGGGCGGCUGAAGCUUCUGUG
Panicum virgatum (switchgrass) is the source of this 736-nucleotide messenger RNA. RefSeq lists its product as uncharacterized. The record is from RefSeq and is a predicted model, not a curated record. Lineage: Eukaryota; Viridiplantae; Streptophyta; Magnoliopsida; Poales; Poaceae. The transcript has a single exon. Bases 144 to 539 code for a protein of 131 amino acids.